AUGUUUGCCCAAUGUACAAAACAUUGGAAUGGCAAAGGCCGUGUAGCCCCUCUGAAAAUAAACAAACGCAAUUUUGCGACAGGCGAUCUAAUCGGCCUCCCCUAUGGUACUGUCCUAGAAGACCUCGUCCCAAAUUUCGACGGAAAGAUUAUGUCUGACUUCGAAAAGGACGUCGACGUAGACGAGACCGACGUUGAAAUCGAUCAAAUACGAGACAACCGUAAUUUGGUGGACAACAAUGAUGCCCAGGCACUUGAUCAUUUUGAGCUGUUACGGAUGCGAGAAUCUGGUGUUGAUGGCUCUAAAAUCGUGAAGGAGAUCAUUCAAAACUCCUCUACCUUUGAUCAGAAAACGGAAUUCAGUAAAGCCAAGUACAUUGCCCGCAAACAAAAAAAAUACCAACUGAGAUGUCGAAUAAUUCGGUGUACACCGGCCUUUAUCUGCGAAGCUCUAUAUGUCAAAGACCCGAAAAAGAUAAUGAACUUACGCGAGGACACUCUGGCGCAAAUCUUGAGUUAUGCCAACGUUAGCGCGGGUUGCCAAAGUCUGAUUUUCGAAACAUGUUUUGGCUUAGUGACUGGCGCUGUCGCAUGUAGAAUGGGUGGGUACGGCAGGGUUCUCUCCCUCUACAGUGGACAGCAGCCUUCCUACACGGAAAUGAUCCAACGCUUCAACUUGACAUUUGCUGAGAAUCUUAGCAUAAAAUGGCUACAUAGUGGAGACGUGUUUGGCCAAGAAAACAUCAGUGAUGAAGACGACGCAGACCAGAAAGACCGUGAACAACUUUUGAUUGAUCGCAUUAAUUCCCGACUUUCUAUGCAUAAUUUAGAUCACACCAGGGAAUAUUUGAAAACGAUGAAAAACGACGAAGAAAGAGAAUCUUUCUUGUUGAAGAGAUCUGCACGUUUUACCAGAAAGAUGACGCGCCAUACUCCGGUGGAAGCAAAAGGGUGGUUGAAAUCAAAACUCAGCGAUUCACUGGUCAUAGCCACUCGAUAUAAUGCUACCGAAACACUAUUGGGAAUGCUCCCUUAUCUUUCUCCGUCUUGCCCCUUUGUUGUUUUUUGCGAAUUUUUGGAACCACUGACAGCAUGCUUCAGAGAGCUGCAGCGACAGGAUUUGGCAAUCAACUUACGACUGAGUGAUACGUGGGCUCGAGAAUACCAAGUCCUUCCUGGACGAACUCAUCCCAAUAUGAAUAUGACUCAAAGCGGUGGUUUCAUCCUUACCGGCGUGAAGCUU
Messenger RNA from Phaeodactylum tricornutum CCAP 1055/1, 1242 nucleotides. RefSeq lists its product with no specific name. NCBI's taxonomy places the organism in Eukaryota, Bacillariophyta, Bacillariophyceae, Surirellales, Neidiaceae. The annotation marks the transcript as partial. Gene Ontology annotation, biological process: tRNA methylation. Gene Ontology annotation, cellular component: nucleus; tRNA (m1A) methyltransferase complex. The record is from RefSeq and is a predicted model, not a curated record. The transcript is spliced from 3 exons.